This is a messenger RNA of Drosophila nasuta, 1181 nucleotides long. Its product is annotated as serine protease grass-like. The record is from RefSeq and is a predicted model, not a curated record. Bases 13 to 1089 code for a protein of 358 amino acids. Gene Ontology annotation, molecular function: serine-type endopeptidase activity. The transcript is spliced from 6 exons. NCBI's taxonomy places the organism in Eukaryota, Metazoa, Arthropoda, Insecta, Diptera, Drosophilidae. Gene Ontology annotation, biological process: proteolysis.
GUUUCAAUCGUAAUGUCUAAAAUUUACGUGUUAUUAAUUUUUGCUUUUGGCUUAGCAUUCGCAUUUGCGCUUAUCGCUGAAAGAAAUGCGGAUGAACUAUGCGUAAGAGGCGAUGCUAAACCGGGAUAUUGUAUGCGCCUAAGGAACUGUUCGUUCGUCAAAGAAUUGGUCAACAAAAAACAAAUAACAAAAGCUGAUAGAACUUACGUCAGACAAUCAAAGUGCCCUUCAAGAAGAAAUAAUACUAGGUAUGUGUGCUGUGAAGAAAAAGAAAAGAUUGACCAGGCAAUUGAUAAUCUGUAUAAGGAGGAUUGCGGUAGAUUUGAAACAGAAUUGAUAAAUAAUGGUCAUGAAAUUCAAUUAAUGUCGAGGCCGUGGAUGGCUCUUCUUUACUUUAAAACCGAAGAUGGAAUUAAAGGAUUCACAUGCGGCGGUACUCUGAUAAACAAACGUUACGUGUUAACAGCUGCUCAUUGUUUCCACAAGCAAGAACUAUUAUCAGUGCGCUUGGGAGAACACAAUAUAAAAAAGGAAAUAGAUUGCAAAGGAUUGAAUUUUUGUGCACCACCAGUUGAGGAUAUUAACAUUGAACGCAUUUUUGUGCAUGAAAAAUAUUCGAAUCGAACUCAUCACUAUGAUAUUGCUCUAGUGAAAUUGUCGAGAGACGUCGUAUUCAAAAGGAGUAUUUCGCCUAUUUGUCUGCCCACGAGCAAGAUUCUUCAACAAAAACUUAACAAUAUAACAAAAUUCUAUGUGACUGGUUGGGGAAAAACUGAAUUCGCUGAUUUCUCUGAUACUCCCAUGGAAACCUCAAUAAAUCGAACAGAUCUCGUAGUAUGCCGAAACAGUUUUCGGGGUCGACGAAUCGAUUCAACACAUAUAUGCGCUGGUGGCAGUCAAGGGGACUCCUGCAAUGGCGACUCUGGAGGUCCAUUAUCGUAUAUCGUGUAUUUUAAGGAUUCUCAACGGUUUGUGCAGUAUGGAGUGGUCAGUUUUGGAUCUCAUAAUUGCAGUAAUGCGCUUCCGGGUGUCUACACAAACGUUAAAAGUUACAUGCGGUGGAUCGCUUACAAGAUUGCUACCAAAUGAACUAAACAGACAAACCAAAAUUUGAUAUAGUUAAUGAAGCUUAUCAACACAUAUUGCGCAUAUGAUUCAUAAUAAAUGAUUGCAUUGGGUCU